This is a messenger RNA of Eublepharis macularius, 6719 nucleotides long. It is a transcript of the gene RPS6KB1, whose product is annotated as ribosomal protein S6 kinase B1. The transcript has 15 exons. Gene Ontology annotation, biological process: signal transduction; protein phosphorylation; cellular response to insulin stimulus. Lineage: Eukaryota; Metazoa; Chordata; Lepidosauria; Squamata; Eublepharidae. The record is from RefSeq and is a predicted model, not a curated record. The coding region runs from base 158 to 1666 and encodes 502 amino acids. Gene Ontology annotation, molecular function: protein serine/threonine kinase activity; ATP binding.
GGGGAGGGCCUGGCAGGCCGUCAUGGCGGCGCUUGCGGUGAGCGCGGAGGGCCCAUGAGGAGGCGGCCCGCACCCGCUCGGCGCUCUCGGUGGUAGGGCCGGCAGGCAGGGCGGCGGCGGCGCCUCCGCUGCCGCUCCUCCCCGCGUUGCCCAGGCCAUGGCGGGCGUCUUCGAUAUCGACCUGGACCAGCCCGAAGAGGCGGCCUCGGAUGAGGAGCUGGAGGAAGGGGGUCACUUAAGUGAAAGCAUGGACCACGGCGGAGUCGGCCCAUAUGACCUCAGCAUGGAGCAUUGUGAAAAAUUUGAGAUUUCAGAAACUAGUGUGAACAGAGGUCCAGAAAAGAUACGGCCAGAGUGUUUUGAGCUGCUUCGUGUUCUUGGCAAAGGUGGCUAUGGAAAGGUUUUUCAAGUUCGAAAAGUAACAGGAGCAAAUACUGGUAAGAUAUUUGCUAUGAAGGUGCUUAAAAAGGCAAUAAUUGUACGGAAUGCAAAAGACACAGCUCACACGAAAGCAGAGCGGAACAUCUUGGAGGAAGUCAAGCAUCCGUUCAUCGUUGAUUUGAUUUAUGCCUUUCAGACUGGUGGAAAACUCUACCUCAUCCUUGAGUAUCUCAGUGGAGGCGAACUGUUCAUGCAGUUAGAGAGAGAGGGGAUAUUUAUGGAAGACACGGCCUGCUUUUACUUGGCUGAAAUCUCAAUGGCUUUGGGACACUUGCAUCAGAAGGGGAUCAUCUAUCGAGAUUUAAAGCCAGAAAACAUCAUGCUUAAUCAUCAAGGUCACGUUAAACUCACUGAUUUUGGACUGUGUAAAGAGUCCAUUCAUGAUGGAACCGUCACACAUACAUUCUGUGGAACAAUAGAAUACAUGGCCCCUGAAAUUUUAAUGAGGAGUGGACACAAUCGUGCUGUGGACUGGUGGAGCUUGGGGGCGUUAAUGUACGACAUGCUGACUGGAGCACCCCCGUUCACUGGGGAGAACCGAAAGAAAACAAUUGACAAAAUUCUCAAGUGUAAACUCAACUUGCCUCCCUACCUCACACAAGAAGCCAGAGAUCUGCUUAAAAAGCUGCUAAAGAGAAAUGCUGCCUCACGCCUAGGAGCUGGUCCUGGAGAUGCUGGAGAAGUUCAGGCUCAUCCUUUCUUCAGACACAUUAACUGGGAAGAGCUGCUGGCUCGGAAGGUGGAGCCCCCAUUUAAGCCCUUAUUGCAAUCCGAAGAGGACGUGAGCCAGUUUGACGCAAAGUUCACCCGUCAGACUCCCGUCGACAGCCCUGAUGACUCGACUCUCAGUGAAAGUGCCAACCAGGUCUUCCUGGGUUUUACGUACGUGGCUCCAUCCGUACUUGAAAGCGUAAAAGAAAAGUUUUCCUUUGAACCAAAAAUCCGAUCACCUCGCAGAUUUAUUGGCAGCCCACGGACACCGAUCAGCCCUGUAAAAUUCUCUCCCGGUGACUUCUGGGGACGAGGUACUUCCACCAGCGUGGCAAACCCUCAGACACCUGCGGAAUAUCCAAUGGAGACAGGUGGGAUUGAACAAAUGGACGUGACAGUAUGUGGAGAGGCUUCAGCUCCGCUUCCGAUCCGGCAAACCAACACCGGGCCAUAUAAAAAACAAGCCUUCCCCAUGCUUUCCAAACGACCAGAGCACUUGCGCAUGAAUCUAUGACAAAACCAAUGGCAAAUCAUUUCCAAACUUGCUUGGGCAGUGGAAGAUGAGAUGACAGACCUUCACCGGCAGACCCCUCCCAUCAGGGUGAAACAGGAGGGCUCUUGUGGCUUCUUUCUCGGAGUAGCAGUGUCGAAGCCAGUCAUGGCACAGAGUUGACUGGGAAAGAGAAGCAAAACCCCAUGGAUCUUCUUCUUUUCUUUUUUCCUUCUCUGAAUCAGUGGUGCAUAAAAAGAGAGGACCUUGAGCAAAAUGGUAUUGUAAAGCUGUAGGUGCAGCAGUUCAGAGAUCUGCAGUCUUUCAAGGGUGAUAGCUUGCAGCUGACAGUGUUGAGGGUAGGACGUUGCUGUGGCAUCGUCCUGUCAAAGGGGUAGCCCAGUUAUUAUGGGCAAGCACACACAACGCCGCCUCUGGUACUUGCCUCUGAGGAUUGAUUUGCAUGUGGGCUUCCUGCAGUGGUGUGGAAUUGAAGAUCCAGGAUAAAUUCAACCAUUGGUAUUCCACGUGCAAAAAACAAUCUAAAUGAAUCUUUUUAUAUAAAAGUAUAUUUUUCAAAUAGAUUUUUUUUCCUUUUUUCACAUUGGCUCAUUAUGGAAAAUAUCCCAACCUUGGAAAACGCAGAAUUAUUGGUUCGAUGCACAAAACAGACUUAAAUUUGUUUUGCUACUGUAACAAUGAAGUGGCUUUUUUUUUAAAAAAAAGCACUGUUAAUUAUGUUGUUGGGAUUUGGGGGGGGGAGUUAACUUGCCUACCCCUUGCUACAAGAAACGGGAUCAGGUCAUUGUCUAUGCUAAAACCUAAGCUGACGUGGAAGCCAUGCGCUCCAGUCUAAUACCUCUGGUGUUCAUGUGGUAUUCCUUAUAAGCAGGAGUCCCCCUCUGCUGACACAGAGCUCUGUGCAUACAUCAAGAGUCCCUUGGAGCUUUUGAUUGCUGUGAGCUUUUAUCGUACCGUCAUGAAAUUCAUCAUCCUAAGCAGAAACUUCGCUGGUAAAACCUCUCAACGUUAUGCUGGUUAAUAAUUUUCUCAAGAUUCCAGAACAUACUUAGAUUUAUUAAGCCAUUGGGGGAAAAGAUGUAAACACAUUGGAAAGGGGGAGGAGCAUGAACAUCACAGUGUAUCGAUUUAGUAAGAAACAAUUAUGGUAGUCUCAUAAGUAAGUGGCAACGCUUGGAGAGAUGGUUUAUUUACCACGUCUCUGCUCCAUUGUGCAUCUCCAUGAUAAAUUAACAAUAACUGUUUUUCUGCGGUGGGGCUAUCCAUCUGCUGAUUGUAUUUGAAAACUAAACAAGUAUUAAGAUGGCCUUCAAUGAAUGUCUUCCAGAGAACUUUUUGCAACUUUAAUUUUAGGAAACAGUCAAAAGAUUUACUAUUUAUGUUUCUGCGAUUGUUGUUGGAAAACAAAAAACAAUGUGUACACGUGACUUUACAGGUACAAAGAAUUAAAUAAAGGUAUCUUUACCUUAUCUUAAAAUACUUCCUGCCUUAAAGAAUUUCCGUGGAUGUAGCUGGUGAAAGGAGUUAAGAGUCUUCAGAGCUUUAUGCUAGGGCAGCGUGAGUGUGGGGGGGCCUUUGAGUAAUUGUGCAGCUGCAUAAACUCCCUGGUGCUGCUUCGUCCUCCUUGCUAGGUUCUUCUGUCUGUGCACGUUCUACUAUUGUAGGGAUAAUUUGUUUUUCUUCCUCCUGAGCCAUAGGAUCCAAGCCAUAACUCUUCUUAAAAACAAAAAUGGUCGUUAGAGGCUUCAUGCCACAAAGUAGCAUGCAGUGAAAUACUACAGAUGCGAAACUUUGUUGUAUCACCUAGGAACAUGUUAUUUUUGUUCUUCCAUGCAGUGAAAUCUUAAGUUGGCGUUUUGGUAAAAGCGGUUGCGGCAAAAUCCCAUCGAGAGCAACCGCCAAGGGGCUGAAUUGCGACAAAUCCCCGUGGUUUCAGUGGGCUUUAUCUCCAAAUAAAGCGGCCUUUGCAGUGUAGGGACUGCUUUCCCUCAUGGCACAGAAGUCACGCCACCCCAGUAAUGCUCGUAUGUCUGAAUCAUAUGGGAGAGGGGAAUUGUAUUGGCGUUGUGCUCACUAGAGCGGCUCCUCCACGACCUUGAGAGGCUACUGCUGCUGGCAGAAGUGGAAUGAUCAGAUUUUGACAUAACGGGAGAUACUGGAAUUGUGAGCGAUCUUGCAGUGGGGCAAUCCCAAAUCUCUCAGGAAGGCUUACAUUGAUCCUGAGGCCUGAUUCAGACAGGUAGUAGCAGUUUUUUCAUGGUGUGUGUGUGAGAGAGCUCCUUGUCGGGUCUAUAUGCGCACUAGCCUAAUGGCUGCAACUCCUCCUCCUCUCUGAGGAAGAAUCACCUGAAUUGCAGGAGCAUUUGCAUCCCGUACGACAUUCUCGGGGAAGGGGUACACAGAUUUCCUGCCCGCAUCUCGCCCACACCUGGGUCAUGGCUGGAUAGUGUGUGGUUGAAUGUGUCUCUCUCGCUAGUGUUUUGGGGCUUGCUGGCUUUUCAAUCUCAGUUCCUCAAAGCAGGGUAGCCUGAAAGGUGCUUUGACUCUAGCCGUCAGAAGACAUGGCACAGAUAUUUUCCCCUCUUCGGCAUUUUAAUACACUCGGAAGUGGCAGUUGCCUUCAGCUUAACCCUCAUAGAAGCAGUGUAGUCGUGACGGCUGGUGCUUCCAUAACGGUGAGAUCCCUGAAUCUGAUAAGGCCCUCUGCUGCCGAAGACUCCGCGAGUUUGUGGUUGUGGAGAAACGGUACUUAUUCUGUCCUGGCUGAGUAGAAUUUUUCCAGAGGGACUGGCUGUAUAUAAUAUAGCUGGCAGAAAAUGUGGCCAUGUGUGGUAGUUUGAAUUCACUGCUGUAUCCAGUUUGACCGUUUCAAUAUAUGUUAGUUUCAUGUUAUAGUUUCAUCCUCUUAGCUGUGAAUCCUUUUUUGAAAAUGCAACUCGGGAUGGCAAGCACACACUAUGCAAUAUGGGUUAUCCUGUAUUUAUUUGUAUAAAAGAAAAAUAUUCAAAACCAUGAUUUUUGUGUAUAUAACUAUUAGUUGACAAUAUGUACUAGCUACCGAAUUUCAAAAGGAGUGGAGUCCUCUCUUGCACAGCUAUAUCAGAAUGCUAGCCUAUGGAAUACAACAGAUACUGGACAACUGAAGUGCUUUCUUUGAAAAAAAAAAGUCUUAAUUUUCCUGGGGGGGGGCGGGGUAUAGCGAUUUAAGAUUUAUUUUGUACAAGCUGUGCUUUUUAAAUUAUAAUCUUGGGAUUUUUGCUAUAAUUUGAUUUUUAUAGAUUUUUGUACUGUAAUAUUAAAUAAAAUAACCGGGAGUAAUACUUGCUAAAGCUAACCACAUAUUAAGUAUUAAAACUUGAUUAACUUGAAUCCUGUUUUAUAUAGCCAGUUCCAUAAUGUUGAAAGUAGUCAUAAUUCUGCAGUUCACUUUGAGGAGUGAGGAAGUACAUAGAUCAGCUGGGCUGGGAUCUUUCCCACCCUUUGACAUAGACGCGGGGUAGGGUUGGGAGGUGCUCAAUCACCCUCUGUAGAACAACUGAUGCCGUUGAUCUUACUGAACUAUGUUGGGCAAAUUCCUCUCUAGGCUAUCUUUAUGUGCCAUCUGAAGGCCUGGUCCUCACAUGCAAAAUGAGGUGAUAGAAUAGAUUCCAGCUUUGGAUUUGGAAUGGAUUCCAGCUUUGAAUGACCCCUCGCUGAAAGAAACGGCAGCCCAGUGCACAGUAGGGUGAAUGGUUCUACCCUUGCCUGCCAGCAGUUGCGGAACUGGGAGCAGAAGAGCAUUCCAAAAAUAUGAUCCACCGCUUGUAGUCUGAAGAGGUGCAGUCCAUUCUACCAUCUCAUUUCCCUGCAUGUGUGAACCAGGCCCAACCUACUAGACUUCAUUGGGGUAUUACUACUUGUCACAAACUCUCCAUUUUUAACAGAGUUUGUGGUGAACAAGUUCGUGUCUAUAGUGUCAGGUGGGCUAAACCAGGCCAGAGGGGCUAUCCCCCUCCCACCUAUUCUACCUUCCACUCUCCUAACAGUCGUACGUCUUCAUGAAAUGGAGGUUGCAAAGAUAUAGUGGAGGAACAGCAGAAGCAGUGGCUGAAGAUCUGUGGAGUCACCUUUGUGGGGAUGAGGGGGUGGCAUUUUGUAGUGGCCUGUGGGCUGGUUUCAUAUACUCGCCUGGCCAGGAAUCCUGUUGGCACCCUGAAGCAAACUUGUGCAUCUCAUUAUUGUGAGUUUAUGGUUAUAUAUUUGCUUUUAUCUUUUGGGAGCUGUUUUGGGUAUGUUUAUCAUGGGAAAGUGGCGUAACAUGAUCUCGAUUCUUUCCUUCACAUGUGAGGUGCUGUGGGUACUAUAGACCAUCAACAGGGGGUGGGUUUGGGAAGGAUGGCUAGGACCAUUGUUUGGGCUUACAUAUGAGUGGGUUCUGUUUUUCCCAGAGGUCUGUCUGAUGUUCUGGCUGCGGACAUCGGGGAGAGCAAACUGCUCUGAAUCUGAGCCAGCUGUCAUGAUGACCUUGUCCUUGGUGACAAUCCCAAGCAUCCAUUCACUCAAGGGGAACCUCCCUUUGGAAGCCCCAUUGAAAAGAAUGGAAGUUGGGCUUUUGUGGUGCUCAUGAGUGAUCAUCUGUGAACUUGUAUUAAAACCAGCAUACGCACCUUCUUCUUUAGUGUACAUUCAGGGGUAAGCAGGGAAAACACGGGUUUGGGUUUCAUCUCAAGCCUAUACUUUAUCGUGAACAGUGCAAGUAUCUUUGGAAAAUAACACUUCUGCAUCAGUGUCUGAUCGUUUGGGGAAGGGUAAAAGGGAGGGGGCUGGAAAAGGGGGUGUGAAUGCAUGGGAGGUUCUCAUCUGUACCUUUUUUUAAAAAGGAAGUGUUCCUUCUGCCAGACUUGAGCUGGUUUUUGUAACCAUCUGUAAGAAUUGCUCUACAGCUGCCUUAUUGGGAAUGGUAUUGAGGGCAAAUUGCCCUUUUCUGCAUUUCAUUCUGUACUAUUUACUGUAAUGAAAUAUACUUGAUUUCAGAACGAAUGGAUGUAAAUAGCAAUUAAAUGCAACUUUGAACAAA